AUGGCAGAAAAUGUCCUUUAUGCUGACCUGAACUUGCCUGAACCAACUAGACCCAGAAUCCUAAUGCUCCCUGAUGUCCAAGGCUCAGAUUGUACCUAUGCAGAAGUGAAAGUGAAAGCCCAAGACGCAAAUGCUGCAGCAAACUGCAAAUCAGCAGGUAAAAGCCGUUGUUCCAGAAAAUAUGUCGCUAUAUUGGUGGUGAUAAUCCUCGUACUGGUCCUGGCAGUAUAUUUAGUAAUCACAUAUGGUCCAACUGCAAACAGCCAACAGGAAUUAACAACAACCAUCCCUGAAGAGGCACUAGGCUGCCCCCCACCAUGGAAAAAACGUGAGAGAAAAUGCUACUUCUUUUCUCCAGAGGUGAAACCAAAGGACUGGAAUGCCUCCCGUGCAGAAUGCACUGCCAUGGGCUCAGACCUGGUGGUCAUUGACAGCAGGGAAGAGCUGAGAUACCUGCACUCACUAUCAAGAUAUAACUACUACUUACUUGGUCUCACAUACUCUCAAGAGGAGCAGAAGUGGAAGUGGAUCAACAACAUGGAACAUGACCCAGCCAUGUUCAGUCUAAGCAGAAAGUAUAAUGACUAUCACUGCACAGUCAUUGGAUUUGGUGAAGUACAUACUGAAAAUUGUGGUGGAUCCUCAACAACACAAAAUAUGUGUGAAAAAGCUGCAACAAUGACAAAAAGGCAUCAGAAGGAGAGCUAA
Molecule: messenger RNA, 708 nt
Organism: Onychostruthus taczanowskii (white-rumped snowfinch)
Lineage: Eukaryota; Metazoa; Chordata; Aves; Passeriformes; Passeridae
Product: C-type lectin domain family 5 member A-like
Exons: 7
Coding region: 1-708 (235 amino acids)
Source: RefSeq, a predicted model, not a curated record